GUGGGUCUAUUUGUCCGAUGCGCUGACAGGCGGUGUUUCGGUCUCUCUUAAACAUGGCCACCAUGAUGGAGUAAACGCUACAACUUUAAAAUUCAUAUAAUCGAGGAAAACUAUGUUUCUUUCACCGAAAUGAGGAAUGUUUCGACCUGAAAUAGCAUACCGAACGCCUAAUCCACAUGAGAGCUUUGGGAAAAGUUUCUUCUUGGAUUACACACUGAAUUAAGUUGGCUGGAAGCUGGAAAGGAAAAGAGAAUUGCAUCAAUUCCAAUGUCAUCAGAGGAUAAGAGUCUGGAUCCCUCUGACCAAGGACCAUCUCCUCCCGUGAGCAGUGCUGGGGCUACACCCUCAGGGAGCCCGGCCCCCUCAGAUAAACGCCCACGUGGCCGGCCUCGCAAGGAUGCUGAUUCUGUUACAUCAAAGUCCAAAAAGAAGUAUGGCAGUCGAUGUCGAGCUCAGGCAGAUGAUAAUGACAGUAUGGACGCCACUGAUGUCACAUCAACUCAAGACACUGACAUCACACCAGACUUUGAUGUGGCUGAGCUGGAAAAUGAUGACGACUUUGCUGAUCUGCUAGAUUUCAGUCCCAGAGAUGAGAGGCCUUUGUCCCCACUGUUUCAACGUUCCAUGUCUGAAGACUCCGCUGGCUCAUCCGCCUCCACAAACAGAAAAACCAAAACUAGAGAAAAGCUGUGUGCCUUUUGCUACUGUGGAGAGAAGAGUCUCUUGGGUCAGGGUGAGCUGAAGCUGUUUGGACCCACGCCCGGUUACGUCCCACUGCACAUCCGUAACCGCCGCGGCAGCUCGGAGAAGGAUGAUGAUUACCAUGAUGACGACAAUGACUUGGACGACAAUGACAACAACCGGAGCCCGGGGCAUCGAGGGAGCGGCCUGAAAAAGGUCAGCUCACCAGACAGCGGUCUGCACUCAACGUCAGCUCCCGGUAGUACAGACCCCGCUGCCGAGGAGCUCAGCCGCAAGUUCUGGGAUGAACUCGGCCAAAUUGGCCUUCCCGAUGACAUUAACGUUGAAUCUUUGUUCGACCCCACUGGGCAGUGCUGCUCUCACCUGCGCUGUGCAGCGUGGUCAGAGGGUGUAUGCCAUGGGGAGGGACAGUCACUGCUGUACGUGGACAAAGCAAUUGACUCAGGGAGCACAGAGUGCUGUGCAUACUGUAAGCGCCUUGGAGCCUCCAUAAAGUGCUGUGAGGAGAGCUGUGGGCGCUCUUAUCAUUACCCCUGUGCAGCUGCUGCCGGAACCUUCCAGGACAUAAAGAGAUACACCCUCCUCUGCCCCGACCACAUACAACAAGCCCUCGUACGAUCGAAAGAUGUGGCAAAGUGUGUGGCAUGUGACAAUGCUGGAGAUGUGUUGGACCAGCUGUUCUGCUGUACGUGUGGUCAGCAUUACCAUGGCACCUGUCUGGACAUCACAGUCACACCGCUCAAGAGAGCAGGCUGGCAGUGCCCUGAGUGUAAAGUCUGCCUCACAUGCAAGAACCCAGGAGACGACAGCCAGAUGCUGGUGUGUGACAUGUGUGAUAAAUGCUAUCAUACAUUCUGUCUGCAGCCUGUCAUGGACUCAAUACCCACCAAUGGCUGGAGGUGCAAGAACUGUCGGUCUUGUGCUCAGUGUGGACUGAGAUCCAGUGGUCAGUGGUCUUCUAAUGGUUUGCUGUGUGAAGGAUGCCAGCAGCAGCAGAAUUCAGCUCUGCUCUGCCUCAUUUGUGGACGGAGUCAAGAUACAGACGGCCCUACAGACACUAACUCCUGCAGCACAUGCAAAAGAUGGGUUCAUGUGAACUGUGAGAGGCAGGAGGGCGGUGACCCUGAUGCCCAGGUGCAGGACGGAUACACCUGCAGUGUGUGUAAGCAGGUGGAGGAGGAGACGCAGCACAAUAAGCCCGUCAGCAGGCAGGAGGCAUUGCUCACUAAAUCAGAGCCAGUCGAGGAUGUCUUCAUGGCUGUUAAGGAAGUUAAUGAGACUAAGGAAGAAGUGACAUUGGAGCCAGAGGCCACUGCUAGUCUACUUCCUUCAGUUCCAGAAGAGUUUCUGUCAUCUGCUGAGCCUGCCCAAGAGAUCCAGGUUACGGUCACACUGACAGAGGGUCCAGAGUCUCCGCCGUGCUGCUCCACUCUAGUAGGCGUACCCACCCUUUCUUUUCAGGCAUCUACCACUACUGAAGACCACAAUGAUGAACAUAGUCUCAUUGAUGGUUUGGAAAUGAGGAAGGAAACAGUGGACAUACUGCCUAAACCUACAGAAGAUAAACCUAAAGCGGACAUUUCAAAAGCUCUUCCUGAUUUGCCAACCAAAGAAACAUCCCCCAAGCUUUCUCCAGCCCAAGAGAAGGAACCCAUGAACGUUUGUCCCUCAGACCCACCCGGUAUAAAGGAUAAAGUCGCAGCAAAUGUCCCAAAAGCUCCAAAUGUUGUUGAGGAUAUCGAGCAGGGACAGAAGCAAGACCAGCAAGAAGAUGAAGAGGAGGCACUGGAAGAACCUGAGCUCACUUGUGUUUUACAUGAGCCUGAAGGUGUCCCACUGGUUCCAGAGUGCAGUCCUACAGUGGAUAUGGACACUACACCUGCCAGUGACCACAGCCUCUCUGGCUUCUGCUCUCCCAUUGAGGAUAAGGGCCUGAUCUUGAAGCAUUCUCCGGGAUUGUCCUCUGAGGGUUCAACCAAGUUGACCCAGUCCCCAUUCUCUACAGAGGGCUCACCCAGGGAGACGUCUCAAAGCCAGACGCCAACCUAUGGCCUGAACCCUGCCGGAUAUAGCCCGAGUGUGUCCAACACCACCUUCAUUUCACUUACUCCCAAAAUAGGUAUGGGAAAACCCGCCAUCUUGAAGAGGAAGUUCUCUCCAGGCAGGCCAAGGGUAAAGCAGGGUGCAUGGAGUUAUCGUAGCGCAGUGAGCUUGCCCUCCUGGUCUCCAGAGCGAAUGGAUGCCUGGGACAGCCCUAAGACCAGGCCGCUACACGGGCUGCCCAUCUGGACUGUGAGAUUGGGUCGUGGAUCUGGCUUCCCUGGAAGGAGGCGACCCAGAGGAGCUAACCUGUCUGGCAGAGGAGGCAGAGGCCGCUCCAGGCUAAAGAUGGAGAGCAGCCCCGUGGUAACCCCUGGGGUGAGCAUCAUGGAGACACCAUAUGUGGUUAAAGAGGAGGAGGAGAACUCCAUGCACAACACUGUAGUGAUGUUCUCCACCUCGGACUCCUUCACACUCAAACAAGACAUGUGUGUUGUGUGUGGUAGUUUCGGUCUGGGUGCUGAGGGCAGACUGCUGGCGUGUUCCCAGUGUGGCCAAUGUUACCACCCCUUCUGUGUCAACAUCAAGAUCACUAAGGUGGUGUUGAGUAAGGGAUGGCGCUGUCUGGAGUGUACGGUGUGUGAGGCGUGCGGGCAGGCCACUGAUCCCGGACGUUUACUGCUGUGUGAUGACUGUGAUAUCAGCUAUCACACGUACUGCCUUGACCCACCGCUGCAGAAUGUACCUAAAGAAAGCUGGAAGUGCAAGUGGUGUGUGUUGUGUACUCAGUGUGGAUCAACGUCGCCCGGCCUGCGCUGUGAGUGGCAGAAUAACUACACGCAGUGCGGCCCAUGCGCAAGUCUCGCUGUGUGUCCGGUGUGUGCACGCAGCUACAGAGAGGAAGAGCUCAUCUUACAGUGCCAGCAGUGUGACAGGUGGGUUCAUGCCAUAUGUCAGGGCCUGAACUCUGAAGAAGAGGUGGAGAACGCAGCCGAUGAUGGCUUUGACUGCUCCCUAUGUAGACUGCACCCCAUGUCCACACCAGUUGGCACAGUGGCACAGCUCACAGACAUCAGCGAACCUCCUUUAGUGGCAAAGAUUCUAACAAAAGUCAAGGAAAACGACUUCCAGAGGACAUACACACAGGACGGAGUGUGUCUCACUGAAUCAGGCUUGUGUCAGCUGCAGAGUCUCUGUGUGCAGACGGCCCGCCGCAGACGACCCAAACCCAAACUCAAGUUGAAGAUCAUUAAUCAGAACAGUGUGGCUGUACUGCAGACGCCCCCCGACCCACAGACUGAGCUCUUCAGAGACGGAGACAUGGACGACAGCAGGGAGGGCGACCUGAUGGACUGUGAUGUGAAAUCUGACUCCAGCCCAGAGCGCAAGCCCAGCGAUGACCACCUGAAGGGGGCUGACGGCAGUGACAGCAACAAGAAGAGGAAGAGGAAGCCGUACAGACCGGGUAUUGGUGGCUUUAUGGUGCGUCAAAGGAGCAAAGCAGGGCAGGGGAAAGGCAAGCGAUCCCUCAGUCGGAAAGACUCCACAAGCUCACUAACAGAGAACUUUAUGGGGAAACAGGAAGGUUGGAAUGAACCAGACACUCUUGUGGACGAGACUCCUCUGACUGAACCUCUGGAGAAAGUCAAGAAGAGAUACAGGAAGAAGAAAACCAAACUAGAGGAAGCCUUCCCCUCAUACCUACAGGAGGCGUUCUUUGGGAAAGAACUGCUGGAUAAAAGCAAGCAGAACAAUCCGGCUCUGGAAACACGGCUCGUUGAGGGAGAAGCUAGGCAUACAGAUGACAAAUCACAGAGCAGCAGCUUUCUGGACCUGUUAUCUGACCCGCUUCUGAGUGCCACAGCAAAUCCAGUUCCACCUAAAGCAGGGCCACUACCAAAUGUGGAGGAUCCUUUAGUGGAGCUGGUUCUGCAUUCUGAUGAUGAUCUGCUGGGAAUGCUGUCCGAUGACCUGGGCAAGCCAGGCACUGAUUCAGGUCUUGAUUUAUGCCCUUUCCAGGUGGACAGUUACCCCUCUCCAUUCGCUGGUCUGGACAUUGGCACCAUUCCAGAUGGUCAGUCGGCUGCCCCUCAUCCAAGCUCUGCUCAAGGGUCUCGACCACUGCAGGAGGAACCAUUGGAUGUCAUAUUGAGCCCUGAACUGGACAAGAUGGUUUCUGAUGGGGCCAUUCUAAGUAAGCUCUACAAAAUUCCAGAGCUGGAAGGGAAGGAUGUGGAGGAUUUGUUCACAGCAGUGCUCAGUCCAAGUGCCAGCCAGGCACCUCAGCUUCCUUAUCCAAACAACACUGCCCCCAGUGCCCCAGCCACAGCAAUGCCCCUCCAGAACCGAGGUAAUGGUGGAAUGUUCCCUCGUAUGCCUAUGAUGAAUGGCAUGAUGGGGCCAAACACCCACUUUCCUCCAAUCCCCAUGUUGCCUGGAGCUGGUGUAUCUGGCUCAUUCUCUCCCAUUCACCGUAUGCCUUUUCCAGAAAAUGAGAGGGAAAAGGAAUUUAGCCAGUUGGGGGGUGAUCUGAUGGGUCCCUGGACUUCUCCUGGAUCCAUGCCUGGAUCGGUCCCUCCACCAGAGGCAGAGACUGACACCAUGUCAAAUGCUCAGAGGAGCACGCUGAAAUGGGAGAAAGAGGAAACUCUUGGUGAAAUGGCUACCGUGGCUCCUGUUCUUUACACCAAUAUGAACUUCCCCAACCUUCUAGAUGAGUUUCCAGAUUGGUCAACUAGAGUGAAGCAAAUUGCGAAGUUAUGGAGGAAAGCCAGUUCUCAGGAAAGAGCGCCGUAUGUGCAAAAGGCACGAGACAACCGAGCAGCCCUUCGUAUAAACAAAGUUCAGCUGUCCAACAAUACAAUGAAAAGACAACAGCAGCAGCAGCCAGCUGAUCCCUUUGAUCCCAGCAUUCCCAUGGACGCAGAGCUGCUCUUCAGGGACCCGCUCAGGCACAAGGAGUCUGAGCAUGAGCAAGAAUGGAAGUUCAGACAGCAAAUGAGACAAAAGAGCAAACAACAGGCCAAGAUUGAAGCCACUCAAAAGUUAGAGCAGGUUAAAAGUGAGCAGCAGCAGCUGCAGAAACAGCAACAACAGCAAUUCAGUGGGCAGUCUGUUGAAGACAGCCCUAAUAGUGGAAAUCAGAGUCCAGUGACAACUGAGAUCAGCUGUGGAGGUAAUGCUUCUCCUUUGCAAGCAUUAACCCCCAAGGAUGGCUUUGCAAUGGCCCAAAUCCCUGGUACGCCAUUAUCAGGUGCAUCAACAGAUGAUGUAUUUCUGCGUCCCCAACUUCCACUCCCUUCAACCACGGCAAAGACCCCUACCCAGGACACCCAGUACCCGCAGGGGACCUCAUCUCAGCCUCAGUCUCCUCAAAUGUUUUCACCUGAAUCUUCUGGUUCCCGCCCCUCUUCACCUUGGGAUCCAUAUGGAAAAAUGUUGGGAACUCCUCAGCCUCCAACAUCUGGGUCUAGCACGCCUCGCAGAGGCUCUGUGUCCGACAUGCAAGAGAGAAGCCGGCCCUCACCUGCCCAUGAAUCUUUUGGGUCUCCAACAUCUGCCAGCAAUGACCCAUAUGCGAAGCCUCCAGACACACCUCGACCAUCAGACCCAUUUGUGAAACCUAUGGGUCCACCCAGACCUGGACCAGUAUCAGAGCAGCAUCAACAGCAACAAGGACGGUACUUGAUCAGUAAUGUAAUCCCAGGAGACAAAUUUUCCAGACCAGGCCAAAGAUCAGAGGCAUACCAACGCAUGGCCCAUAGCCGAAUGGUUCUCUCUGACCCCUACUCGAGACCACUGUUAACACCUAUUCCAGGAAGUAAUGAGUCUGGAUCUGUGCCUGUGUUCAAAACACCCAUGCCUCCUUCCCACUCACAGCAAGACUCUUUCAAUGCAGCACAGCUAGGCAUGAGAAGGGGGUCUUCUGACACUUUCUCUAGUGUUCAGCAGUUCGACCCUUUUGCACAUCAGCCUCUUGCUUUUCAUCCAUCAAUGGGAGAUGGUUUUAGUAAUGAGAGCAGAAUGAUGCGUCCACCACAUGGGAGUCCUUUCGCCCAACAAUUGCCAAUGAGCAGGCAUCCUCAGCGGGAUCCAUAUUCACAAGCACCAGCUACACAGAGACCAGAAUUCCCUCAACAGAUGCCUGAUCCAUAUGCACAGAUGCCUGGGACCCCAAGACCCCAUGAUCCAUAUGCCCAGAUGCCUGGUACCCCAAGACCACACUCUGAUCCAUACCCCAUGCCACCAUCCACACCUAGAACUGCUGCAGUUGAUCAGUUUCCUCAGUCGCAGUCUAACAGUCGCAGACAAUCUCCUUCUUAUGCCCUUGAUCCAUAUGCACAGAUGCCCGGUACACCAAGGCCUUCUCCCGGAGAGAGAUAUCCUAAAUCCCCAGGUAGUCAGAGAACCCCAGAUCCCUACUUGCAGCUUCCUGGAACUCCUAGACCAGUCAAAAAUGACCCUUAUGACCAGCCACCAGGAACACCAAGGCCAGUUCUUACCGAUCCAUAUUCCCAACCCCCUGGAACCCCACGUCCAGGGGCUGGUCCAGGGGCUGGCCCAGAGGCCUUCCCCAGGCCAAAUCCUAGAGCAAACCUUAUGCCUCACCAAACAGACCCAUUUGCUAAUAAAGCACAAAGCAGGAUUCAGGAUACAUUUGCUUGUCCAUCUGCCCCUGGUUCUCAAACCCCAAAACAUCCGGGGAAUUUAGAUGAAGGUUUCUCCCUGCCACAGACAAACUCUAACCAGACACCUGUUCAUGCACCAUUUGAACAAGCUCCACUAACCACAUGCUUACAAACUGGGGAAAGAUUGUCACAUGAUGUUUCAACAAACACAAGCACAUUAAAUUCACAUAUCACAAUGCAACCACCGCUUGGAGAUGCUGAAGAGAAAAUUAAACAGCGCCAAAGACUACGACAAUUAAUUAUAAAACAGCAGCAGCAGAAAAGUGCCAUCAGACAGGAAAAGGGACUCCAGGAGGCAACUGCAUCUUCUGCAUCUGGGACACCACAGCAUUGGGAACAGGAUGAUUCUGGACCUCAAAAUGAUAUGUUUGGCAGACCCCCACCUCCAUAUCCAGGCACUAUGAGAUCACCAAUGCAGGCAGGGCAGAGAUUUCCUGGAACUUACCUUGGCGAUCAACGAGGGCCCUUGUCUGAUGAACCCCAGUGCCCCCGACCACCAUUUCCCAUGGACAUGAACAACAUGGGCAUGAGACUCCAAAGACAGAGGUUUGGAUUUCCUUCUGGUGCCCCAAGUCAAGAGCAGUUUCUCAGGCCCCCUCACCAAAUCCAGGGUGGACAGUUGGUUGACAAUGUUCCACCACAUAUGAGAAGAUCUCUUUCAGUUGACCUUGUAAGGUCAAUGGGUGGUAAUUAUCAAAUAGGUCUUCCCCAGCAUUUUCAACCACGUGGCCUUCCAAUGCAGCAACACAGUAUAAUGGGCCAACCAUUUAUUGAGCUUCGACAUAGAGCUCAAGAGAACAGAGUCAGACUACCUUUUUUUCCACCUAAUGCUUUGGAUCAUACUCAGAGACCCCCUCAUGGCUUUAUGGGAGGCCAAAAUAUGGCCUUUACUGGAAAUCAAGGUCCCAGAAUGAUGGAUCCGAGGUUGGGUCAGUCUCAGCAAGGAUCAGUUAGUCAUUUGCAGACAUCAUCUAAUAUGGAGAGUUUGCAUCACCUGACAAAUAGUUUAGUGAAUACAGCACCACAACAGAUUACAUUGGCAACACCACUUAGUCAUCCAAUCAGUGGUGAUUCAGUUGCCCCCACUCAACCUGUUGUACUCCCUGUGACGGCUUCUGGUCCAACAGAGGAGAUCCCAUUGCCUUGUGUUGAUGGUAUCGAGGAAAAGUUAGACACAGAUGACUCUGCUGUGAAGGACCUUGAUGAUGUGGAGGUCAAGGACCUGGUUGAUGAAGACCUGGACAACCUGAACCUUGAUGCAGAUGAUGGAAAAGAUUUAGACCUGGAAACAAAUGACCUUCACCUCGAUGAUCUUCUGGAAUCUGGAAAGUUUGAUCUUAUUGCUUAUGCAGAUCCUGAGAUGAACCUUGAGGACAAAAAAGACAUGUUUAAUGAGGAACUGGAUCUGAGUGACCCGAUAGAAGAUGAUCAUGGUGAGACCUCAGACCUUCAGAAGGCCCUGUCUGAAAAACAAAAUGCCAGAUGUGAAGGUAUGUCAUCAGCUCAACCUAAAGAAGAGGUUGAACAAGGACCUAGUAAUGUCAAACUAGAAAAUAGUCCGUCAAAAGAAGCCCUUGAUAAUCAUCACACUGAAAGAACUAUCAAAACUGAGGGCCAUCAUGGUCUAGUGGACAACCAGGAGCAUUCUCUUUUUAGUAGUAAAGAUGAUCAAGAUAAUGUCUCUGGCCUUUUCGAGGAGUCUUGUACAGGUGUACAUCCUGGUACUGCUCCAGUGCUGCCAAGCCUGUUGUACAAGGAGAAACUGGAAGACACUAGGACUGGAUCCAUAGUUUCCUGUCUACCCGGUGACCCUACUGCCCAGACUAAUCUAGUCCCAGGUGUCCAGUUAAACAUGGGUAUGGUGAUGCUGAAAGGACAACCCCAAGACCAUGGCCUAAACCCUGUAGUGACAAUGGGGCAUAGGAAUGACCCAUCACUUACUCAAGAGGCACUGUUAGGAAACCCAAAUAUGAUGCAAUCUGGCAACCAGCAGGUUCCACUUCAAGGGUUCGGAACCUCACAAGGACAACAAGUGGAUCUGAACCUGCCCAUGGUUGGUGGUCAACAGCCUGUUCCCCAUCCCAUAAACCCUCAAAUUCAACAGGGCAUGUUUACUCCGGGGCCUGCAGGGCAACAAGAGUCUCAAGUUCAGCCAACUCAACAGAAUCGCCCUCUCCUGUUAGAUGAGCAGCCCCUCCUUCUACAAGAUCUGCUGGAUCAAGAGAGGCAGGAGCAGCAACAACAAAGGCAGAUGCAGGCCAUGAUUCGGCAACGGUCCAGUGACCCUUUUUUCCCUAACAUUGACGCUGAUGCCAUUACUGACCCAAUCGUGAAGGCAAAGAUGGUGGCUCUGAAGGGCAUCAACAAAGUGAUGGUGCAGAACAGUAUGGGUAUGACACCCAUGGUUAUGAACAGAAUUCAACAGAUGCCUGGAACUCAUGGUCCGGAUGCAGCUGGUUUCUCUAAGCAUUUAUUUGGACCGGAUGGAAAGAUGCCACCUCAGAUUACGAAACCCAACCCCCCUAACUUUGCACGAGGGUCUGACAAUGAUUCUCAGAGGAAACAGUAUGAGGAGUGGCUUCAGGAAACCCAGCAGCUUCUUCAAAUGCAGCAGAAGUUUCUAGAGGACCAGAUUGGGGCCCACAGGAAAUCUAAAAAGGCCCUCUCGGCAAAACAGCGCACAGCCAAAAAAGCUGGCCGGGCAUUCCCAGAGGAGGAUGCCGAACAGCUGAAACAUGUGACUGAACAGCAAAACGUGGUUCAAAAGCAGCUGGAACAGAUACGGAAGCAACAGAAGGAACAUGCUGAGCUCAUCGAAGAAUAUCGUGUUAAGCAGCUACAACAGCAGCAAUGCCUUCAACCUGGUGUGAUGGGUCCAAUGCAGGACAUGCCAGGAAUGCAAGGACAGGCCCCUGGAAUGAUGUCUGGUGGACCUCCUAUGAGCCAGCCAGUGAUGGGUCCUAUUAUGCCCAUGCAACAACCCCACUUUGGUCAGCCCAAGCUUCCUUGCAUGCCCAAGAUACCAGGCUGGCAUCCAGGAGCUUCUGGACCAAUGGGACCCAGGAUGCCACCUCACAUGACCCCUCAGAUGCCAAUUCCUAACCCUGCUCAACCACUCCAGGCACAACCACCGAUGGUUCCUGGAGGUAAACCUGGACAGCCUGGCACUGUAGCUGGAGGUAAUGGUACAGGAGCCAUUAGUGGUGCUCCUCAUGUUAAGUUUGAUGAUAAUAAUCCAUUCAGCGAGGGCUUCCAGGAGCGGGAGCGUCGGGAACGCCUCCGAGAACAGCAAGAAAAGCAGCGGGUGCAGCUUAUGCAGGAAGUUGAGAGGCAAAGGGCCUUGCAGAGGCUUGAGUUGGAGCAGCGGGGAUUGGGGAUUGGACCUGACAACAGCGGGGACGGCCUUGCCCAGAUGCCCUUUUUUAAUGCUGACCUGUCGCAAGAGUUCAUUCAGAUGCCCAGGACUCAACGGCAACAACAGCAGAUGGGCCAGAUGUUCCCCCAGCAAGGAAAUAUGCCAUUAGACUUUGCGGGGCCAGGUCCGGGUUUUAUGCAAGGUGGCAAGCACAGACCAAUGCCUGGGAAUGGCUCCUCUGGCCCAGAUAUGGUCCUAAAUUUUCAGCCCAAGAACCCCAUGAUGCAUGCUUUCCCACAAGGUCAGCCUCAGCCACAUGGGUUUGGAGGGGCUGGAAUGCCGCCCAAGGGUGGAGCUUCUUCAUUUGGCAUGGAUUCCACAACCCCCUUACCUCCAAAUUACCCUGGUUCAGGACAGUCCCUCAUCCAACUCUACUCCAACAUCAUUCCUGAGGAGAAGGGCAAAAAGAAAAGGAACCGGAAGAAGAAAAAGGAAGAUGAUGCAGAUUCUGUUAAAACUCCUUCUACACCUCACUCAGACCUCAAUGCCCCUCUUACACCAUGCGUAUCGGACACUUCAUCCACCCCAACACGGAGUGUUGCCAUCUUGGGGGACCAGGACACCUCAGAGUUUUCCAAUCCCCUGGGCUCUGUGCCUGGCCUCCAGCCGUCCUCAGAACUGGAAAACCAAAUCUCUGGAGGUACUCCACUGAGGCGGCAGUCCAGCGUGGGCUCAGAGGCAGAGCGAGGGCUCCUCCAUGAGAUCAAGCUGGAGAAGUUAGAGGCCAGUGAUUGCCAAAAGGCUGAAGGAGAGGCUGCACUCGGCCAUGGUGCAGGAGGAGGUGGUAUUGUAAAGAUGGAAGAGGUCCAUGAAGUAAUUUCCCCCAGCCCAACAUCCCAGAGUCCAGCUCAAGGCAACAAAGGAGAAACUGGUAAUGAGUUGCUUAAACAUCUUCUGAAGAACAAGAGCACACCUCCUCCCUCCUCAACACCUCUCACACACCAGAUGACCAAUGACAGCAUACGAUCAGAGGAUGAGGGCCUGGUCAACAGCAAAUGCUCUGAAAGACUUGGCAAUAUAGAUUCUUUGAGUGGCAUAAAUGGUCAGUUGACAGUAAAAGCAGAUCUGGAGUCAUCUCUACCAGAGCAAUGCAAGAGAAAACAGCACAACAAGAGGACGCCAAAGAGUGGGAACGAGAAAGCUCCAUCACGCUGGAAAAAGAGGAAGAAGGAGGAUGAAGAGAGGCAGGCGCUAUACACCAGUACAGAUACACUGAUGACUCAACUCAAACAGCAGCUCUCUAUGCUCCCACUUUUGGAGCCCGUGAUUAGGGUAAACUUUGCACACUUUCCCCCAUACGGCAGUAGGCAGCUGGAUGGAGAGAACCGCCUAUCUGGAUCUUUUGGAAGUGCAUCACUGGAUGGUGUAUCCGAUUACUAUUCACAGCUCAUCUAUAAGCAGAACAAUCUCAGUAAUCCCCCAACACCACCUGCUUCACUGCCCCCCACACCGCCCCCUUUGGCCAGACAGAAGCUGUUGAAUGGCUUUGCCUCCACUGAGGAACUGGCCAGGAAGGCUGAAGUAAUGGGUGAACAUGAGGUUUCUAAAAGCUUGGGUCAGAAGCCACUCACGACUCCAUUCAAAGGUAAGGAUGACCUGCUUGGUCCCAUCACUCACGGCCCCAAGACUGUUGACGUUCCUGCGUCCCUCCCCACUCCACCUCACAACAACCAGGAGGAACUUCGGGGUCAAGAGCAUUGUGUGGACAGGGACACCCCAGACAGCUUUGUCUUAUCAUCCUCUCCUGAGAGUGUGGUUGGCAUGGAGAUCAGCCGUUAUCCAGAUCUCUAUAGAGUUAAAGAGGAGCGGCCAUCUCCUGCUGUCUCUCCAGUUAUCCCCAUGCUGCCCAGCGCCAGUGGUAAAGGCUCUGAAGCCAAGCUGUGGGAAGUCAAGAUGGAGCCACCCAGCAAUUUCUUUGGUUCACAAUUUAGACAACUGCCCACCUGCUCAAGAACUGACUUGGUGUCUGUAGACAUUACUCUGAAUCCAGUGGCAGCACAGAACAUUCAAGGGGUGGUGUCAGCACUGGCCAACAUGCUUUGCAUGUCAAUCCCGGGCAGCUAUGAGGUCAUCCGCUCUCCAGGCCCAGAGCACCGCAGCUCAAUAGAAAUGCUUACUGGACUGAAGGUCCCUCCUCAAACUGCUUUGUUCCACCAGCAACCUGGAAUGAGGCUCAUCAGGCCACCAGGUGCCCCAAUACCCCAUCAAACAUUUAGCAAGGGUUCAGUUGUGAUCAGACCAGAUUAUCAGAUGGGUGGAAGGAGCCCAGGGUUUAAACCGCAGUGGUGCUCCCACUGCAAGGUGGUGGUUCUUGGAAAUGGGUUUCGCAAGUCCAUCAAAGACCUGCCCAUAAAUAAGCAGGGCCAUGGAGGUGCUGAGGGGAGCCUGGUCUUCUGCAGUCAUAAUUGCUUUGUUCUCUAUUCAGCUACCAUGCAGACUAAAUCUGUAGAUGGCAAGCCAAACAUGUCUUUUAUGUCUGACUCUGAGGACAAGCAUAGUCCUGCCAAGGUGCUCCAUAAAUACAGUAACAACAUAUCUGAUCUGGACGUGCACUGUUUGGCCCAGCUGCAUCCCAAGCUGUCUCCAUCCCCAACUCCACCAAUAUCAUUUCCCUCCAUCACUUCCGAGUCAUUCAGAGGAGAUGCCAAAUCGGAGGCUCUGAAGGUCACGGUCAAACUGAAGCCUCGGCCUCGAGCGGUGCACAACAGCGGGGACAACCCUGGGCAUUGGUCAGGAAAGCGCUGGAAGGCUGUGCGUUGGAGGAAGUGGAGCAUUCAAAUUGUGGUGCCUAAGGGUAACUACCACCUGCCAGUGGAGGAAGAGGUAGAUGAACUGCUGAAGAAACUUGGGACGUCUCUUAGACCCGAACCCAUGCCUAAAGACUCCCGCCGCUGCUGCUUCUGCCACGAAGAAGGAGACGGGCUCACUGACGGGCCGGCCCGACUCCUCAACCUCGAUCUGGACUUAUGGGUGCACCUGAACUGUGCCCUGUGGUCUACUGAAGUCUACGAGACUCAGGCCGGGGCGCUCAUCAACGUAGAGCUGGCCUUGAGAAGAGGCUUAUCGGUGCACUGUGUGUACUGCCAACAAACCGGUGCCACGAGUGGAUGCCACCGCUUGCGCUGCACCAACGCGUACCAUUUUACUUGUGCCCUUAAGGCACAGUGCACAUUCUUCAAAGACAAGACCAUGCUGUGCCACGUGCACAGACCCAGAGGAACCGGCUUGUUCGGAGGUGGGCUGGCAGGGACCGAGCAUGAACUUCACUGCUUCGCUGUGUUCCGUCGGGUCUAUGUGCAGAGGGACGAGGCGCGGCAGAUCGCCAGGAUUAUUCAGAGGGGUGAGCGGAAACACACUUUCCGUGUGGGUAGCUUAGUGUUCCAUUCGGUCGGUCAGUUGCUCCCACAGCAGAUGCAGGCUUUCCACUCAACCACUGCCAUCUUUCCUGUGGGCUACGAGGCCAGCCGCAUCUACUGGAGCAUGCGGCAUGGCAACCGUCGUUGCCAUUAUGUGUGUUCUAUUGAUGAGAAAGAUGGCGAGCCAGAGUUUAUUAUCCGCAUCAUGGAGCAGGGUUACGAUGACCUGGUGCUGACUGGUGCCUCACCAAAAGGUGUGUGGGAUAAGGUUCUGGAGCCAGUGGCAGAGAGAAGGAAUGAGACAGGGUUACUGAAGCUCUUCCCCAUCUACCUGAAGGGAGAGGACCUUUUUGGACUGACCGUAUCCGCUGUUACCAGAAUUGUGGAAUCUCUUCCUGGAGUGGACGCGUGUGAGCGUUACACGUUCCGUUACGGCUGUAACCCUCUCAUGCAGCUUCCUUUGGCUAUCAACCCCUCCGGAUGCGCCCGCUCUGAACCAAAAACAUGUACACAUGUCAAGAGGCCUCACACUCUGACCAGCAGCUCUUUUAAGGCCCUGCAGAGCCCUGGAAAUCCAGUUGAGAUGGGUGUGGCUCUGUACAGCAAACAGUUUGUCCAUUCCAAAUCCUCCCAGUACCGCCGCAUGAAUGCUGAGUGGAAGUCCAAUGUCUACCUUGCCCGCUCACGUAUUCAGGGUUUGGGGCUGUAUGCCGCUAGGGACAUUGAAAAAUACACUAUGGUGAUUGAAUACAUUGGUACCAUCAUUCGCAAUGAGGUGGCAAACAGGAAGGAGAAGAUGUAUGAGGCACAGAAUCGUGGAGUCUACAUGUUUCGCAUUGAUAGUGAACAUGUCAUUGAUGCAACUAUUACAGGAGGACCUGCAAGGUACAUCAACCACUCCUGUGCACCCAACUGCAUUGCUGAGGUCGUAACCUUUGAGAGAGGUCACAAAAUCAUCAUCAGUUCCAACCGCCGAAUCCAGCGAGGCGAAGAGUUGUGUUACGACUACAAGUUUGAUCUGGAAGACGAUCAACACAAAAUUCCUUGUCACUGUGGUGCCGUAAAUUGCCGUAAAUGGAUGAACUAAACCUAAGAUUUCAGAGAAGUGAUGGACAAUUUAACAUAUAUGCAUUCCUUGUUUUUUGUCUAGGCCCAUUUCUAAACAGGAAACAUUUUAUUACUUAACAAAACAAUUUAGAAAAUAAACUAAAAUAUGUUGUUAAGGUAGUAUUUAGACAGCAGAACUGUAAGAAUUUGACCUGUAAAGAGACUGUAGGGGUCACGUUUGGUUCAGUGGCGGGAGAGUUGGUAUAGUUUAUGAAUGAGCACCUUCACCUUAAAUAAAACACAGGCUGCACACUGGUUACUCUGAAUUGCAAAGACAAUGUAAAUGUAUUUUUUUUCUGUUCGAGAGAUUCGAUGAAGCGCUCUGGCAAACAGGGAGAGAUGUAAAUGAGAUUUUCAAGUGGGCUCGGCCUUGAAAGUGCUGGCCACAGCCUUAUUUAGAUAUUAAGAGGCAGGUCCUCUAGGUAAAGAAAUAUAUAUACAGAUGUAUACACAUAUAGUUACAGAAAUGUAGACACCACUGAACAAGGAAUGUACUGAGAUGACUUCCUUAGGGAUAAAGCUAAGGGAAUUAUUAACUUGCACUAAAACAGAAAGAUACCGUUGAAAUACUUGAUUCCUUGAGUCAGUUUAUUUUUUCCUUUGUUUUGAUUUCUGUAAAAUAAGAGACAGCUUUUGUAUUUAUUAUUGAUUGAAGCUAUUUUUAAAAAAAUGUGGAGACGCAGAGAGUCGAGCUGCUUGGAAAGCCUGCCGAUUGGACAGAACAUGUUACUUUAUAUUGUGUAAAUAUCCGUCUAUAAAUGAACAUUUUUAAAUACUCGACCAAAUGUUACCUUAACUUUAUCAUAGCUGUCUGGGUGAUCUUUUGUUUGUUUUCAACUAAGCGAAAAGUGAAAAAAAUUAAGAGGAAAAAAAAAAGUAUUUAAGAAGGAUGUCAAGAUGUCAUUUUGAGAGUAUAUGUGUUGUAUAAAAUUGUACAGAAUCUGUAAAAAAAAGAAAAAAAAAAGAAAGUAUUCAGAGUAUUUUUGUUGUAUUUAGAAUGUAGAAUCAAUAAUGGCUAAAAUUAUCUGAUCACUUGAAGAAUACCCUUUACUUUAUUUUUUUGCUUUUUUUAAUCUAUUUUCACAAUCUAAAAGAGCACCAGUCAUGCUAAAAUGAUUGUGACAUCCUAUCUCAGUUCAAUAGAUUGUGUGCACUGUGAAUUUCUAUUUGAAUCCUCCCAUAAAUCUUCCGAUAGAUUUCUUUAGCGAGCACGAGCUGUUUUUAAUGCUCCGCACCAUUUAAACUCACCUUCAGAACUUUAGAGAUGAAGUUCAAUGCCUUUCACAUUCAUUCACAAAACUCAAUGCGUAGACAUUAAUAAAAUGUAAGGUAUGCUUCUUGUUUACAUUUUUUUUUUUUCUUUUUUUUUUUUUUGAAGUAUUUCUAGUGUUGAUUUGUUGAAAAGUAAAAAUCAUGGUAUGAUGUCAAACUCAACUCUGAAAUAAUUCAAACCCUGGUAAUGGCACUUUGCAGACCAGUUUGAAAUGAAGUUUUUUAUGUGCACAACUAACGUGGACUACAAUUGUUGGUAUUCUUAAACAAUCCUGAGCUUGUAAUAUACAUGGCAUGAUGUUUUUGUUUUGUUUUUUCAACUUUGAAUCAAUUGUACAUAUUUUCUCAAUGACUGGCUGUAAUAAAUUGUUUCUUGGAUAUUUUUUCCCUUGUACAAUAUUCAGACAUUUAACAGUAUUUGCCUUUUUCUUUGUCCUGUAUAGUAGUAUCAAAUGUUCAAAUUAAGCUUUUUUUUGCGGGGGGGUAUACAAAGUGUGGGUUUUGGUGUUUGUGGAAUCAGAUUUAGGAGCAUUUACAAAUACAAAAUAAAAUAUUUUACACCAUA
Messenger RNA from Myxocyprinus asiaticus (Chinese sucker), 17145 nucleotides. RefSeq names its product histone-lysine N-methyltransferase 2C-like. Gene Ontology annotation, cellular component: nucleus; MLL3/4 complex. Gene Ontology annotation, biological process: positive regulation of transcription by RNA polymerase II. The record is from RefSeq and is a predicted model, not a curated record. The transcript is spliced from 61 exons. Bases 268 to 15288 code for a protein of 5006 amino acids. NCBI's taxonomy places the organism in Eukaryota, Metazoa, Chordata, Actinopteri, Cypriniformes, Catostomidae. Gene Ontology annotation, molecular function: histone binding; histone H3K4 methyltransferase activity; transcription coactivator activity.